AAACUUUACAUGGCUCGUCACUUAGAUGUUGAUCUUGAGGCCAUAGACCCGAUUGAGGGUCUUUUCUUCAUCCUCUUUGCAUUUCUUUGGAUGGGGGCACUGUUGCUUUGCAUGGCCCGAACUAAACGACCUAGACCCAAUUAUUCUCCACCCGAGGACCCAAAUGUGCAAAGGAAGAAGGCCAGGAAAGAGGCACGACUCCAAUGGAUUCAAGGGAAGAGUGUGACUU
Molecule: messenger RNA, 229 nt
Organism: Ilex paraguariensis (yerba mate)
Lineage: Eukaryota; Viridiplantae; Streptophyta; Magnoliopsida; Aquifoliales; Aquifoliaceae
Source: the annotation of a GenBank genome assembly